AUGCUGGCGAUGUGGCGCAUCCCCACCAUCCUCGCAUGUCUGGCGGUCCGGAUCGCCCAUGCGAUCGAACUCGACGUAGAUUCCGCAGACUCCAUCAAACAAGCUGCGAGUACGGUUGCGUACGACAUGGUAUCGUUCUACCAAGGCAAUCAAUCCGGGCAGAUACCAGGACUCUUGCCGGUGCCGCAACCGCCAGAUAAAGGGUAUUACUGGUGGGAGGCCGGUGCGAUGUUUGGUGCGUUGGUUAAUUACUGGUAUUACACGGGGGAUACGACGUAUAAUGCCAUCACGACGCAGGCGAUACUAUUCCAAGUCGGCGAGGAUUCCGAUUUCAAACCGCAGAAUCAAACAAAAUCAUUGGGAAAUGAUGAUCAAGCGUUUUGGGCCAUGACGGCGAUGUCUGCUGCUGAAUUCAGAUUCCCAGAUCCCCCGGUGGGAGGGCCCUCGUGGUUGGGAUUGGCACAGGCGGUGUUCAAUGAGCAGACGGCGGUUUGGGAUACCAAAUACUGCAAUGGUGGGUUGAGAUGGCAGAUCCCGUUUUCGAAUCCGGGUUAUAAUCUCAAGAAUUCGAUUUCGAAUGGUUGUUUGUUCAAUCUCGCGGCGAGAUUGUCGAGAUAUACAAAGGAUCCGUCGUAUGCGGUCUGGGGUGAUAAGGUUUGGGAUUGGAUGUGGAGGAUUGGCUUGAUCUCUCCUACCUAUCAGGUUUUUGAUAACUCGGAAGCGGAUAAAUUGAAUUGUACGGAGCUGGAUAAGAAUCAGUGGAGUUAUAAUGCGGGUGUUAUGUUGUUGGGUGCUGGUGUCAUGUAUAAUUUUACUGGUGACCAGAAAUGGCAAGACCGCACGGAACGACUUCUCCAAACCCUCAGCGGCAACUUCUUCGUCAACGGCGUCAUGAGAGAAGGUUGUGAGAACCCUGUCGGCACUCAAAUAGGAUGUAACCAAGAUCAAAAAUCUUUCAAAGCAUAUCUCUCCCGCUGGCUAACCGUCACCUCAAUCAUGGUUCCCUCCACCGCCGCCAACAUCACAGCUCUCCUCCGCACCAGUGCCAAAGCAGCCGCCGCCCAGUGUACCGGCGGUCCAAGAGGUACGGAAUGUGGUAUUCAAUGGGACAAAGGCGGAAAAUGGGACGGCACUACCGGCGUAGGCCAAUCCAUGAGUGCUCUCGAAGUCAUGCUCGGAAGCAUGAUCGGCCUCCCGCAAGAAACAGGUCAACGUCCCAAACCUCCCGUCACGGGCGAUACGGGUGGAACCUCCAUCAGCAUCCCUACCGCUGGAAAUCCUAUCCCACCGACCCCCGUUGUGCCCGCCACGAAAAAGGAUCGUGCAGGCGCGUGGUUCAUCACGGUGCUCAUUGCGCUGAUCGCGCUGUUCAUGUGCUAUUUCAUGUGGACGGAAGCGUUUGAGCAUUCGGCUUCGACGAUUGGAGGGGUGGCUGCGAGAAACAAGGGGAAGGGACGCGUGGAGGAGAGGGAGAAGGGAGGGCCAGAGAGGGUUAUUAUUGAUCUGGCGACGGGGAAAAGGAGGAGUUUGGGGGUUAUGAGCGAGAAAGGAGAAACUGGGGCACCGGUGGGAAGUGGAGGAUUGCCGAUCGUUGAGGAGGUGAUGCCUACUGAGCCGAAGAUGGUUAAGGGUGAUCGAGCGAGUUUACCUAGGUGGAGGGGGGGUGAUUGGGUUACAUAG
Molecule: messenger RNA, 1680 nt
Organism: Glarea lozoyensis ATCC 20868
Lineage: Eukaryota; Fungi; Ascomycota; Leotiomycetes; Helotiales; Helotiaceae
Product: Six-hairpin glycosidase
Exons: 3
Coding region: 1-1680 (559 amino acids)
Biological process (GO): carbohydrate catabolic process; fungal-type cell wall biogenesis
Molecular function (GO): mannan endo-1,6-alpha-mannosidase activity
Source: RefSeq, a predicted model, not a curated record